Didymodactylos carnosus is the source of this 4715-nucleotide messenger RNA. NCBI's taxonomy places the organism in Eukaryota, Metazoa, Rotifera, Eurotatoria, Philodinida, Philodinidae. The record is from the annotation of a GenBank genome assembly.
AAACAGAUCUUAUCGAAAUUUUAUUAUUAUAAUAUUAGUUGAAUAUUGAUCAAAUAGCAUAGAAAAAUAGAGCGAAAGACGCUCUAUCUGUUCAUUAAAAGAGAAAUGUUUUUGAAGCGCUCCUUAAUAAAAUAAAGUACCUCCCUCACUACUUUUGGAUUGCCCUAAGUAGUUUAUUUGUUCGUCUACUGGUAAAUGACACAUAUAGUUUUAUGUUUGCUCUAUGUAGUUUUGGUGCAGCUUUUUAUGCAUUGUUCCCAUUUGUACCGACCAAAAACUAUGAAUUCGCUGCAUUUCAGUCAGAGAAGAUACUCAAUAUUCCGGAACGCACAAUAAUACAUGAACUAACUCAAAUUUUGGUAUCUUGCUUUCUUACUCAGUUGUGGUCGAAAGCUAGACAAAAAAGUUUUUUGAAAUAGUUGCAAGAUUUUUUUGUAUAUAGUGUCCUUCAGUAUAUUUUACUCCAAUCUUACAACAGGUUACAAAAUGUACUUAUUAAUACUAUUUAUCGGCUAAUGUGCGAUUCUGGGUAUUACCAAGGUAAUAUGGGAUAGGUUUUCUUUCAGAAAAGAAAAAUCCAGCCAGAACCAUUGAAAAUAUCCAUAUUGUUUGUUACAAAAUGUAUCUUAGCCUCACUUUACCUCCUAGCCCAAAUAUUGAGAGUUAUACAUUAUUUUUUAUCAUCGAAAUCAAUUACACAAGAACAAGGAUCUGUUAUGUUUAUCACACCCAUACUUGUAAUUAUUACAGUGUUAAACAGUCUAUGGUUAAUGAACAAUGAGCGUACCGAAGGAAUGUUUUGUUCGGGUUUGUCAUUUUCAUUCUGGUUACUAUCAACAUUUGCUAUUAUACCAGAUUUAGUCAUUUAUACAAUUGAAUUUAAACGGGAUAGAUUUUUAUUAAAAGAAUUAACUCGUAUUUGGAUACAAUUUUCACUCUCAUUACUGUUAUUUAUAGCAAACUGUUUUGCGGAACCUCAUGAUUUUCGAAAAACACUUGGAAAAAACAUUUAUCCGGAACUCUAUGUUAAUUUUCCAUCUCGUCUUACUUUCUGGUGGGUUACGAAAUUAGUUAUUCGAGGUUAUAAACGUCCUGUAACAGAAGAUGAUUGUUGGGAUUUAAAUCUAUCAGAAAGAACAGUUAAUAUUGUUGAAAGACUACAAUAUUAUUGGAAUAGAAAAUUAUUGAAUUUUAUUCAUAAUCCGUCACAGCCGGUAUGGCUUGGUAUAUUUUAUGCUUGUCUAUUGGGCUUAGUUGUAUUUAUUCAAACAUUAUUUGUACAAGCCUAUUUUUAUCGACAAUUUCUUGUUGGACUCAGAUUUCGUUCAGCUGUCACCGGAAUGAUUUAUAGAAAAAGUUUAAAAUUAUCAAAUUCAUCGAAACAAACGAGUACUACGGGUGAAAUUGUUAAUCUUAUGGCUAUUGAUGCUCAACGUUUUCAAGAGUUGACAUCUCAUAUUCAUAUUUUAUGGUCGAGUCCAAUGCAAAUAGUUAUUGCUGUUCUUUUACUCUAUAAUCUAAUGGGUUAUUCAAUUUUACCUGGUGUAGUAUUAUUAUUGUGUAUGAUACCAAUUAAUAUAUUCAUACAAAGAAUACAAAAGAAGUUAAUGACGAAACAAAUGCAUUUAAAAGAUCAAAGAAUUAAAACGAUGAACGAAAUUCUUAACGGCGUUAAGGUAUUGAAACUAUAUGCCUGGGAGCCGGCGUUCAUUCUUCGUAUAUCGGAUAUACGUGGAAAAGAGUUAUUAUGUAUUCGUCAAAAGGCGAUUGUCAGCGCUAUAUCGACACUUGUUGGGACAUUUACACCAAUAUUGAUUUGCAUAACAACAUUUGCCGUUUACGUAUUAUCAAAUCAAAAUAAUGUGUUGGACCCUUCAAUAGCAUUUGUGGCAUUAUCUCUAUUUAAUUUAUUAAGACUUCCAUUAGCAGCACUUCCAGACGUUAUCACUAGUAUUGUAGAUGCUCGUGUAUCCGAUGAACGUAUAUCAAAGUUUCUUUCAAACGAAGAAAUUGAUGAAGAAGCUGUACAACGAUUUUCUUCCAGUGAUGAUGAAAAUGUAGUUAGAAUUGAAAAUGGUUCUUUUUUGUGGACGUCAAAUGAACAACGCAACUUAGUAUUAAAAAAGUAUGCUAUCAAUAUAUAUAUACGAAAGGGCUCGUUGUGUGCGAUCGUCGGCAGUGUAGGCAGUGGUAAAUCGUCAAUAUUAUCCGCAAUAUUAGGUGAAAUGCAUAAAGUUGAAGGUCAAGUAAUAGUUAAUGGUCGUGUAGCUUAUGUACCACAACAUGCAUGGAUUACGAAUUCAACAUUAAGAGAAAAUAUUUUAUUUGGAAAAGAUUUAAAUGACAAAGAAUAUAUGCAGGUUAUUGAUUCAUGUGCAUUAAAACAAGAUUUAGAUAUGUUACCACAUGGUGAUCAAACAGAAAUUGGAGAAAAGGGUAUAAAUUUAUCUGGCGGUCAAAAACAGAGAGUAUCAUUAGCUCGUGGUGUUUAUAAUGAUGCUGAUUUAUAUUUACUUGACGAUCCAUUAUCAGCUGUUGAUGCACAUGUUGGAAAACAUAUAUUUCGACAUGUCAUUGGACCUAAAGGUUUACUAGCAGGAAAAACUCGUUUACUGGUUACUCAUGGCAUAACUCAUUUGCAUAAAUGUGAUGAAAUUAUUGUUGUAUCAAAUGGUGAAAUCGUUGAUCAUGGAACAUACACUGAUCUAAUCAAUACAAGCAGAAUAUUAAAAGAAUUAUUGCGCACACAUGUUAUAUCAGAUGAAGCAAAUGAAAGAAGCGACUCAGAGCCCAAAACUCCUGUAUCACCGAACAUUGAAGAUAUUAUUCGUUUUCCUGAAGAUGAUAUUCAAACUGAUAAAAUACCUACUGAAAAAUAUCAAAAACAUUCGGUACCACCUGAAGUUGAUAAUGAAGAAAAACAGAAAUUAAUUAAAAAAGAACAAUUGGAAACUGGCAGUGUUAAACUUGCUGUAUUUGCCGUGUAUUUUCGUGCCUGCAAUACAAUAAUGUGUCUGUUAAUAUUUGUCUUUUUUUGUUUAACGUCUAUUGCUAGUUUAUUGACAAAUAUUUGGCUAUCGAAAUGGACAGACGGGGCUGAAAAUGAACAAAACAACACUGGCUUAAGAGUUAAAGGUUUAAUUAUUUAUUCGGGUCUUGGUAUUGCUCAUGGCUCAUUGACAUUUAUCAUGCAACUUCUUUCACGUCUCUCUGCUUAUCAUGCUGGUAAAAAAUUACAUUAUGCGAUAUUAAACGGUGUUCUCCAUGCUCCAAUGUCGUUUUUUGAUACAACUCCUCUUGGUCGAAUUGUCAAUCGAUUUUCGAAAGAUAUUGAUUCCGUUGAUUCGUCAUUGCCCAAUUCACUUUCGUUAUCAUUAAAUACAAUGAUUUCUGUUGCAGUCACAAUGAUCAUUUUAAUCUAUGGCUCUUAUUUUUCUAUCAUUGCAUUGAUACCAUUAACCAUCCUAUUCUUAUUUAUACAACGUGUUUAUGUUGCUUCUUCUCGUCAAUUACGACGACUUGAUUCAAUCACUCGUUCACCUGUGUAUUCAAAUUUUAGUGAAACUAUUCAAGGUUUAUCAAGUAUUCGAGCAUACAAUGCUCAGCAACGUUUCAUUAAUUUAUCCGAUUAUUUGUUAGACAAAAAUCAGUCAUGUUAUUUAGCCAGCUGUGUUACUAAUAGAUGGUUAAGUCUCCGUUUAGAAACCAUAGCGAGUCUUUUGACAUUAUUAACGAGUUUAUUUGCUGUAUUAAUGAGAAACAAACUGUCAGCAGGAACUGUUGGGUUAACGAUAACAUAUGCGAUGCAAAUUGCCCAAUCGUUAAACUUGAUAGUUCGUAUGACAUCAGAUAUUGAAACUAAUAUUGUUAGUGUCGAACGUAUCAAUGAGUAUUCACAACUUGAAAGAGAAGCACCAUGGGAAAUUCUAGAUACAAAACCACCUUCAAAUUGGCCAUCUAAUGGUGAAAUUCAAUUUGUUCAUUUAUCAACACGUUACAGAGAUGGUCUCGAACUUGUUUUAAAAGAUUUAACAAUUGAUAUUCAAGCAGGAGAAAAGAUUGGAAUUAUUGGUCGUACGGGUUCAGGUAAAUCAAGUCUUUGUCUUGCUCUAUUUCGUAUCAUUGAACCUACACAAGGUAAAAUUAUCAUUGAUAAUAUUGAUAUCACUCAAAUUGGAUUACAUGAUGUUCGAUUAAAAAUUACUAUUAUACCACAAGAUGCUGUUAUAUUUGCUGGCACAUUACGUUUUAAUUUGGAUCCAUUCGGAACUUAUACUGAUGAAGAAAUUUGGAAUGUAUUAGAAUUAGUUCAUUUGAAACAUCGUACAUCAACAUUAGAAAAUGGUUUAUCUUAUCAAUUGACGGAAGGUGGUGAAAAUUUAAGUGCUGGUGAAAAACAAUUAUUGUGUCUAGCACGUGCUCUGCUACGUAAAAGUAAGAUAUUUGUACUUGAUGAAGCUACUGCUGCUAUCGAUAUGGAAACAGAUCGAUUAAUACAACAAACAAUACGUUCAGCAUUUAAAGAUGCAACAGUUUUAACAAUUGCACAUCGUUUACAUACGAUAUUAGAUAGUACAAGAAUUCUUGUUCUUUCACGUGGGCGUCAAGUUGAAUAUGACAAACCAAUAGUGUUAGCAGCAAAUCCAAAAUCAGCAUUUAGUAAAUUGUUAUUGGAUGCUAGUAUUUCACCGUCCGAAUUACAUAAAAUGACUUGA